This is a messenger RNA of Mytilus trossulus (common blue mussel), 2748 nucleotides long. RefSeq lists its product as uncharacterized. The record is from RefSeq and is a predicted model, not a curated record. The transcript is spliced from 3 exons. Bases 109 to 1737 code for a protein of 542 amino acids. Lineage: Eukaryota; Metazoa; Mollusca; Bivalvia; Mytilida; Mytilidae.
UCGGGUUCCUGUCGGAGUUAUCGUUACUGGAUGAAAUCUCCGGUCUGAGGUUGCGUUCCGUGUAUUUCUGUACCGGAAGGUGGGACUACUAAGGACGCCUGCGGGAAAAUGGUGGUUUAUCAUUGUUGUGUUCCAAACUGCACCGCAUCAACUAGAAAGUUUAACAAACUGCAUAAGUAUCCUUGGAUGCAAGGUGUGACAUUUAUUUCUCUGCCAAAUAAGAUAAGGAACGCAAAGGAAAGGCGAGACUGGUUGAGAUUGAUUAGGCGGCCGAAUGAUUGGACUCCAACGAAAUACACACGUAUUUGUUCACUGCACUUUGAUGAAAACAACAACAACACUCUACCAACAUUGUUUCCUUACAACAAUUUCAAGAAGCCGUUGAGUGAAAGAAAAACCAGCAAUUCAACACAAGUUGGAACAGACAAUAACCUUGAAUCUCCAAUGCAUGCAUGUAAUUCUGAUCAUCAUCAUGGAUCCAUCCCUGAGAGCCAAGUUAUCUUUUCAGCUAUACCUUAUGUUUGUGGAGAAGUCGAGGUCAUUAGCACAGAAAAGUUUGUUACAACUGAUUAUUUGCCAGGUCAAAGAUAUGUAUCAAAAUUAAACCAUCCCACAUGUAAGCCAACUAAAGAGCAUGACUAUAGUUAUCACAGAGAUGAUAAAGUGAUUGUAGAUUCGUCUACUCAAACAGAAGUUACAGCUAAUGAUAUCAGGCUACUGGAACAGGAAAAUAACAGACUCAAGCAUACCCUGGAAGAUAAAGACAGCUUGUCCAGAGAAAUUUUUGUUAAACAUGUUACCAAAGAUGACAAACAUGUAAAGUUUUACACUGGUGUUCAAAAUUUCGCUAUUUUAAUGGGUAUUUUCCAGCUUCUUAUGACCAAAUGUUCCAAGUUAAAGUACUGGUCUGGCAAGGGAAGUGUUAAUGACAAAAACUACCAAACUGGAAAUAGAUUAAAGCCUGGACCACAAAGGAAAUUGACAGAUUUUCAGGAAUUUAUACUCACAUUAGUACGUCUUCGUCUUGGUCUAAUAGAUUAUCACUUAGCUGAUAUUUUUGGAAUCUCAAAGACCCGUGUUUCACAGAUAUUUACAACAUGGAUAACAUUUAUGUCAGGUUUAUUUGGAAAACUAAUAAAAUGGCCAUCAAAGCAACAAGUCAGAAAACAUAUGCCGCAUUCAUUCAAAAUGUUAUACCCAAAAACAAGAUCUAUAAUUGACUGCACAGAAUUUUUUUUUCAACAUCCAAGAUCUCCUACAGCACAGGCCUCAACAUAUAGCACUUAUAAAUCAAAAAAUACUGGGAAAUGUCUUUUAGGGAUCUCACCUUCUGGAACCUUCACUUUUGUUUCAGACGUUUAUGGCGGCAAUGUAUCAGAUCGUUUUAUUACUGAAAAGUCUGGUUUCAUGGAUUAUAUUGAAGAGGGAGAUGACAUAAUGGCAGAUAGAGGCUUCACCAUAAGAGAUUUGUUAACAGAAAAAAAAGCAACAUUAAAUAUGCCACCAUUUACUCGCAAGUGUGUUUGGGGAAAAAAGAAAAGACUUAAUGUGAAUGAAAUUAAACAAACUCGCUCUAUAGCUAAGUUGAGAAUUCAUGUUGAAAGAGCCAUUCAAAGACUAAAGCUAUUUAAACUUAUAGGAAAUACUAUAGCAUGGUCUCUGAAACCAUUGACUAAUCAAAUGGUCAAAGUUUCAGCAUUUUUAUGCAAUUUAAUGCCAAAAUUAGUUAGGCGGUAAAAUGUCCAUAGAGAUAUAGAAGUGGCACAGUUACAGAUAUUACCUUAAAAAGUAAAUAUACACAUUAAUCUAGUUUUAAAACUUGUACUUUAAAAAAAAAUGCCAUGAAUGCAGGCCUGUUUACUGUUGAAUUCUUAAAUUGUCUUGUAUACAUUUUUAUCAAUGAAUUUUAGUCUUGGACAAAGAGUUGUCUCAUUUGACAAUCAUACCACAUAACUUUUUCAAUAGGUUGAAAACAGUAUGUUUAACUGAAAAAUUAAACUUUUAAAAUUUGCACCAACGUAAUGUCUUGCUUUUGGUGUUUACUCAAUGUAUCAAUUUUGUGUUUAUUGCGGAAAUACUGAAUCUUUGACCUUUAUAACCUCUGAUUUUGUUACAAAAAAUAUAUAUGAUAUCUUUUCAAUAUACAUGUAUGAUCAUUACAAUUAUAGGUAAUGAUAUCAGGCUAUUGUAUUUACUGCUGAUUUCAAAGGGGGGGGGGGGGGGUAUCUAAUUUUCUUCUUAGAAUAGAUUGUAAGAUGGGGUCAUGAUAAAUUUUAGCAUCUUAGCAAUACAAAAGGAUUGUUUAAAAAAACUCCAGAUGAGGGUCCCCUACCUUAAUUGCACUGCUAGACGAUCAGUAGAUAUUAAAAGACAUACAUGUACAUGUAGAUUAAUAUGAAAUUGUGGAUUUAGGCAGCACCUAGAAGAAUAUCUGUUUCCCCUCCCUGAGACUAUCCUUUGUGAACACACCAGGAGGGCAGGUUAAUUUAUUUUUAACUGGAGGUCACAGCAUGAUUACAUGGGGGAUAGCGGAAACAAACAUAUUUUAAAUUUUAGUCUUAUUUGCAUUUUGGUGGGGAACUGGAGAAAACAUGGGGAAGCUAGGGCUAAUUUGUAACAAAUUACAGAUCACUUAAAUGAAAUUAUAUAUGUUAUUCUGUUUUAAUAUAUAUUGUUUUUUAUGCAGUAACUUCAUGUCAAUGCCUGGGAUGAUAAGUGCAAUUGUUUAGCACUGUCAUGACUGUAGAA